Messenger RNA from Motacilla alba alba, 10649 nucleotides. RefSeq names its product IKAROS family zinc finger 1 (gene IKZF1). The transcript has 10 exons. The coding region runs from base 5161 to 6858 and encodes 565 amino acids. Gene Ontology annotation, biological process: regulation of transcription by RNA polymerase II. Lineage: Eukaryota; Metazoa; Chordata; Aves; Passeriformes; Motacillidae. Gene Ontology annotation, molecular function: RNA polymerase II cis-regulatory region sequence-specific DNA binding; DNA-binding transcription factor activity. The record is from RefSeq and is a predicted model, not a curated record.
UACAAAGAUGUCUUUUAUUUACCUCUUCUCUUGGUUGUUGCCCUAUAUUCCAUUAAUUUCAUGGAUACAAGAGGCUUGGUUCCAUUAGGUUGAGACCCUCUGGUGCAAUUAAAAAUGCAGCUGCACUAUUGUUCUGCAGGCAGAUGCAGCUCCCAGCUUAAACCCCAAAAGAUCUAUGAGACAUAUGUGAUGAUACCACACCUAACCUGUUUUUAAUGUGCAAAUUCUUCUGUCAGGUAUUUUAAGAGCUGUAGGAGUUUUCUGUGUUUUUCAGGCUGCAACCUCCUUUUCCUUUAUUUAUUUAUUUAUUGAACUUACCUUUAUGUGUCUUGGGUGGUUGAAUCUAGAACCCAUUUUAGGAGCUUCAAUUUAGGUUUUAAAAUGGAUUGGGGUUUCAUGGUUUUGGUUGUUGGUUUGGAGUUUUAGUUUGCUAAAGGAGUAGCCUGUGUGGUGAGGAGCCAAUGAGAUAUGCCAGAGACCACAAACAUGAGACGUGCUCACACACCAGUGCUCCAUCAGAGCAAGCUGCUCCAGUGACCAGUGUGAGCAGUCCCUUUUUUGCCAUGAGACUGCUUACAGAGGUGGGAGUUGCACGAUUGGGCCUUUCCUCAAGGUGGCUGUGGAAGAAAAUCUGGGGUUUGCCUCUUUGCUUGUUUUUCACACUUAACCUAGAGUUGUCACCACUGAGGCAUGCAUGUUCCCCUCACUUUUUAGAUUUGCAAAAGCACCUGCAGAGCACCAGGUCCCUUGUAGAAAGUUUGUUUCCCCUCCCCUCAAGACUUCGUGAGUGCUCAUUUUCUGCUUUGAGGUUUCAUGGAACUGUACCUGCCCCUGCAGGCCAUGGAGCUGUACCUGUCCCUGUGGGCCACACUCAAGACAGAAGUGUUCCUUCAGGCACCUUUCUGUCUGCUCAGCAUGGCUACACCUAAGAAUUGUCAGGAAACAUGCAGCUGGAUGUGGUGUAUGUUUGUGGAGUCCUUGCAGCACCAGAGGUAGAGCUCUCUGUAGAUGGAAGGACAGCUCUGAGUUUAGGUGUGCUGGUGUGAGACCAAAGUGACUCCACAAAUAUCAUCACUUGUAUUUCUUUUCCUUACUGUGAGGUUCCAUUGUGCUGAGUGUGGAGCACAUCUUGUCCCAGAGAAGUCGGUACAUGGGAAGCUCGGGAAACACAUAAGAGAAAAAGGGUAGCUAGUCUUUGGCAUUGGAUUGGGUCAUUCCAUUGAAUCACAUCAAUGGCCCAAUCUUGGGAUCUUUCAAUAUCCUAAGAGAACAGGAUUGUAGAAGGACUGACAUGCUUACACAUGCUUUAUAUCAAUUGAUGAAUGCUUGUAUAAAUGCUAAGCAUUCCUUUUCUUGACAAGGAGGUUUACUAUUGAAUUUGCUGGGAGACAAAAAAAAUAAACCAAGGUUUGCCAAUAAUUAAUUUGCUGUAUUCUGAAAGAUUAAAAAAUCUUGACCUUACAACGACUUACUCCUGUUUACACCUGUAAUUCUAAAAGGUUCUAAAUCCACUUCUGGUUGUAAUUUACAUUAGGUAUAAAUGGAGCAGUGCUUCCAGUGAUUCAUGGGGUAUAUGUCAAUAUAUUAUUAAGACAUAGCAUGAGUUAUAUUGUAUAGAAAGUUAAAAGGAAGGAAAUUCAUGACAUGUAAAUUUUUUUCAGGACAAAUGCUGACUGACUUUAAUCCAAAAUCAUGGCCACUUAGAUGCUUCCUUAUUUAAAACAAAAUCAACAUAACCUUUCAGAAGGGUUGUGUGUUGAUUAUCAGGUAAUUUAAAGUUGCAAUAUUUUGAUUCUUUUUCCAGAAGAUUGUAGUAGCUUUAUCUCUGAAUCUGGUAUUCAUAGUCUGAAGAGGAAAGCAUACAGGCUAGAGUUCCUUAUCAUAAUAGCCUUGAAGAAAUAAUUUUAUCUAUUUUGAAAGGAAUUUUAUCUAUUUUGUAGCUCUUGUAAUAAGGAGCCAAACUUUGAAGCUAUUUGUAUUCCUAAAUAGAAGAAUUAUCUAUUAUCACUGAGGUGCUAAUCCCUUUCCUGCUGUAAAUGAAGAGUGAGACAGUUUCAGCAUUUGAGAGCAAGAUUGUUUCAAUGGGGUGCCCACCCAGCUUUUGAUUUCUAACUUUGGGCUCUUAAAUUAGCUGAAAAUCUAAAGAGAUGUGGCUGCAUUGAAGACGAUGAAGCCAUACACACUAGUGUAUGCUAGUGACAAAUUUGAUUCAUGGGUAAAACUUAAACAGUGAAAAAUUAAAAAACAUCUCUUUUGUGCCAAACAAAAACAGACCGUAAUGUUAGGGUUUUGUGUCAGAAACAUUUCUAAAACAUUGUUCUUUUAGAUAAAUCAUCAUAAAGGUUUAUUGAUUUACAAAUUGAUAACAAAUAGAUGCUUUAGUGCAAAUUCUCAUAUCUGCACAUAUGAUCUCUUAUUUUCCAGAGCGUGACAAUUCUUGCUUCUGCUGAUUCUAGAGCAGAGGAAAGGGAGAAAAAUCAGGGCAUGGUUUCCUAUUCAUAGAUUAACCGUACCAAAGGCAAAAGGGUAAAUUCUACUCUUAGCACUUAAAAUUUAGCCCAAGACCUGUUGUGCUCAAGUCUGGUGUGACUUUUAACAGACACAGAGCCAAAACCUACACAUGGCCAAUUGCAGAACUGAGAUGGGGUGCCAGAUGUCCUGUCAUAUAUUCUUUGCUGAUACAGGGCCUAAGCUGAAGUUAGCUGGGAUUUCAUUAGUAUUUACCAGAUAAAAUAAGACUACAGUCUUCCUCUGGGAGGGAUUCAAACACCCUUGAGGAUUUUCUAAAGUCUUUUUUUUUCUGCUUUUAUCCAUUUGUGUAGUGCUUGUGGAUCUUAAUCUACAUUUAGGAACCGUGCCUAAUUAUUCUACGUAACUAUUGUGAAGAAAAAAAAUCUUUCCAUCAUCACUUUUCCAUUAGCUCUAUUUUCUCUCAAUGGUUCAUCCCUGCAAAAUGGAUCAGCUUUGUCGAAUGUCUUAAAGUCACCUAAUUCAAGGAUAAACCCUGAUGCGAUCAGUGUGAGAUCUGAGGGUGUGUGUUUCAGGACAGGCAGUCAUCCAACCUCAAAGAAAGCAAGCUAAGACUAUUCCACUUUAUUCCACUUAAAAAAAACCCAAACAAACCAAAACCCCAUAACAAACUGUACUCCAGUUUAUUUUUAUUAAAAAAAAAAAAAAACACAAACCAAACAAGCAAAAAAAAAUUAGCCCUGUAGUUAAGCUCUUCAUUUAAGAAAUCAGGAAAUGGGACUUCUCCAUUGGGAUGUGUUUUCCAACAGAAUUCUGCUCGAAGACAGCAAGAGGCAGGAAGGAGUACAGCUGACAAGUGUGUGACUUAAGUUGCAGAAAUACUGAGUGUAAGGCUUGUCGUGACAAAGGCUGGUAAAUUCAGGAAUACAAAACUAGAAAAAACUUUCUUCUUUGCACCACCUCCCCUUGGCACUCCCAGUCCUGCUGAAGCCCCAGCAACAGUGAGAAGGCAGGUGCAGUUGGAAUAAGGUGCCCUUGCUGAGUGUGACCCUUUUCUGGUGGGUAUAUUCUUGAAGUGGUUUUUUUGGUUGGUUGGGGUUCACUGUCCUCUGGAAAAAUGUGACGUAAUUAACUGAUUAAUAGUAGCUAGGUGACCCUAGAAGGCAGUAGUAAAAUGCAUUCUGAUUUCUUUUUUUCUUCCUUUGUGUUCAGUCGUACUUGCAGGAGAAGUAAGGCACUUGUACCUUACCACCUGCUGUAAAUACGCCAUGCUUCCAGUAACCGAGCAGGCUAUAAUUAUAGGGUUUUCCCUCCUGCAAGAGAAGCUGCUUUUCCCACUGACUACUUUAAUAAAAAUGGACCUAUUGAAAGCUCUUCAGUCCCAUAGGAACUUAUGCAAAUUGUUGAGUGGAAGGUGGUUUUUUGCAUUUUGCAUAGCUGUAGUAAUUUCUGAGGACUAUAUAUAGAUGUUAAACAAAUUGCUUGUCUGGAAUUAAAGUUUAGGUGCAGAAUAAAGCAAGACAGCAUUUUUGGAUAUUAAGCAGUGUUAUGGUACAGGUGCAACAGCCAGAAUGCUCUGUAAGAAUACCCAAUGUUUUUUUGCAAAUUGCAUAGACCAUAAUCUGUUCAACAUCCUACCUGUCGGCAGCCCUGCAGCCUACACACUGUCUUUUUGCAAUUCUAGCAUGGGCCUGGUGAGGAAAGCCAGGAUUUGUAAGUUGGAAGGUGGGAGACAGCAAUGCAUUGGAUUUGAGAUGUACUGUUGAUGUUCAGAAGCAAGUGAGUAGACCAAAAGGUUUAUGAAAUUAUUAAAUACAAUAAUAGCUGUUACUUUCCCACUGCAAAUUUUUAGAGAGCAGGUUGAAGAUCUUGUUAAGGGGAAAGAAUAAUCAUGGAAAUUGGGCUAAAAAAAGUUAGGAUAAAGUUGAACCCUUUCCCAGGAAUUCGAACUACAUCCUCCUCUGCUUCCAUCCCUCAAGAAAAUGCUUGCUUAAUUCCAGGAAGCAGGCUUGACAGUGCAAGCAUCUGAGUUACAAGGAACAGACAGCAAAGAACAGCUUCUCUACUUGGUAGGAAGUGGAACCAGCUGCAGCAGGUGAAGAUGUGACCUAACAUUCCAUGGCUGAACAAAGAAUGUGUAGGCUGUUUGUCCCCUCCCCACCUGAGGCUACCUCAGCUGCCCAUGCCAUACUUCAAGGUGGGGACCAAGUUGUGGUGGGACUACCUGCUCCAGCAGCACAUCUGUUAUCCGAGGGGCCACCAGCUGUCUGUAGCCAGCACUUGAGCCCUGGGACCUGCAGGGUCCACUUCUGUAUGAGAACCUGAGUUUUGUUUCUACCCCACUAACUCUCCACACGCUUCUCCCUGGUGCUUGUGGUUACUGGUCGCUGGCUCCUCGGAAGAUGGUGUGUCGCAAGCAGAGGGCAGGAGCUUCCUGGUAUCGCUUACCAUGCUGUGGAGCCAGCCAUCUGUCAGCAAAACAGGAAGGCAUGGGUUCCUUCUCCCUGCUGGGCCUGUUUCGCUAUUUUCGGGAGCUGUACUUCUGCCCCGCGCAGCGCCAGGCUGGUGUGAUCUGAGGCAAGGGCUCCCAGGCGAGCGAGGGGCCAAAGCCUGGAGCUGCUGCUCUGCCCAUCUGCUGUGGCUGGAGGUGUAUUCAUUAUUAAUGGAGGUAGUGGCUGUUGCUGCUCAGAUAUGCAGCCCUGCCUGGAUAACUCGAGGAAAAUGGAAACAGAUGAGGCUCAAGAUAUGUCCCAAGUUUCAGGAAAGGAAAGUCCUCCAACUAGUGAUGUUCCUGAUGAUCCGGAUGAACCUAUGCCUAUACCAGAGGACCUUUCAACUAGUACUGGAGGUCAGCAGAGUUCUAAGAAUGACAGAAUCUUGGCUGCCUAUUUCUCUGUCCUUCGAAAGCCACCCUCUACGUCCAGUUUCCCAGGAGCUGCAUACGGGGCGGAAGGCUUUAGGGACUUUCAUGCAAUAAUUCCCAAAUCUUUUUCCACUGGUAAUAUUAAAAUAGAGACUCAGAGUGAUGAAGAGAAUGGGCGUGCCUGUGAAAUGAAUGGGGAAGAAUGUGCAGAGGAUUUACGAAUGCUUGAUGCCGCAGGAGAGAAAAUGAAUGGCUCACACAAUGGCCCAGGCAGCAAGGCUUUGUCAGGAGUUGGAGGCAUUCGACUUCCUAACGGAAAGCUAAAAUGUGAUAUCUGUGGGAUAAUUUGCAUCGGUCCCAAUGUGCUCAUGGUUCACAAACGAAGCCACACUGGAGAACGCCCUUUCCAGUGCAAUCAGUGUGGAGCCUCCUUUACCCAGAAGGGCAACCUCCUGCGCCACAUAAAGCUGCACUCAGGUGAAAAGCCCUUCAAGUGUCACCUGUGUAACUACGCUUGCCGCCGCAGGGAUGCCCUCACGGGACACCUGAGGACUCACUCAGUUGGCAAGCCCCAUAAGUGUGGAUACUGUGGUCGCAGUUACAAGCAGCGCAGCUCUUUGGAAGAACAUAAAGAACGCUGCCAUAACUACCUUCAAACCAUGAAUCUCUCAAGCAGCAUCUAUCCAGUCAUAAAAGACGAAAGUAACCAGAGUGAAAUGGCUGAAGACCUGUGCAAGAUAGGGUCAGAAAGAGCCCUCGUGCUGGAUAGACUAGCAAGUAACGUCGCCAAACGUAAGAGCUCUAUGCCUCAGAAAUUUGUUGGUGACAAAUGCUUGCCUGAUCUUCCAUACGAUGCCAGCAUCAACUACGAGAAGGAGAACGAGCUCAUGCAGACGCACGUGAUCGACCAGGCCAUCAACAACGCCAUCAGUUACCUGGGGGCAGAGUCCCUGCGUCCCCUCGUCCAGACACCGCCAGGUGGCUCUGAGGUAGUGCCCGUCAUCAGCCCCAUGUAUCAGCUCCACAAACCUCUUGGGGACAAUCAGAUUCGCUCCAACCUCCCUCAGGACAGCGCAGUGGAAAACUUGUUGCUGCUUUCCAAAGCCAAGUCUGUCUCCUCUGAACGAGAUGUCUCUCCCAGCAACAGCUGCCAAGACUCAACAGAUACAGAGAGCAAUAAUGAGGAGCGCAGUGGUUUGAUCUACCUGACUAACCACAUAGGUGCCCAUGCAAGAAAUGGCAUCUCUAUAAAAGAAGAAAACAGGCAAUACGAUGUCUUGAGAGCAGGUACUGACAAUUCCCAGGAUGCUUUCAAAGUGAUCAGCAGCAAUGGGGAGCAAGUAAGGGUUUACAAGUGUGAACACUGUCGAGUCCUUUUCUUGGAUCAUGUGAUGUAUACGAUCCAUAUGGGCUGCCACGGGUUCCGCGAUCCUUUUGAAUGCAACAUGUGUGGCUACCACAGCCAGGACAGGUACGAAUUCUCUUCCCACAUAACUCGAGGGGAGCACCGUUUCCACAUGGGUUAAAACACUGGCACAGAUCAAGCUUCAACAGCUGCAUUACUGGAGCUGCACGAGCCAUGACAGCAACAAAGCAAAAGUCAGCUGGACCGUAAAAGUCACAAGAGAAUCAUAAGUUCAGCAAUGCUCUCCCACAAGAACAGGGAUUUAAUUUUGGUAGCAUGCAUUGCAACUCAGUUUUCUAAAAUGAGUUUUUACUGAAAAUGUUUGAUCACCAAAAACCUUUAGUAAUGUAAGUAGGAGUUUUUGUAGUCACAUAGCUGAAAGCCCUUCCCUGAACUGAUGCUUCUUGCAAGCCCCCCUUGCCAGAACUCUUAACCACGUGCAGGAUGCUCCACACAAUAAGGACACAACAGGCAGCAGUGGCCAGGCUUUCUCUCUUAGCACCCUGAGCGCAGGGCUCUUCUACCAGAUGUGUAAUUUUUUUUUUGAUUUCUGGUAUUAUUUGACUAUUUUGAGAAGAUUGAACUCAACUAAAGAUGGAUGGACCCAUUUUUGAUGACUUCCUCAACAGCUGGGGUGGGAUGGGACCCCCUCAGCCAGAAGGUUCUGAGCUGCUUUUGUGAUAAGAAGAAGAAGAUUUCCACCUGCAAGGGUGCUACUGGUAUUGAUAGCACAACAUGCCUUGUUUGUGUCACUAGGCAGGCGAGCAGGAAUGCAAAAGAUAGAAGAAACACCCUUGUAAUAUACUCUGUGAAGUAUGAAUUGCAUUUAUUGUAUAGAAAAAGGGUAUUGUUGGCUCUUCUUUGAAUAAAUAUUUUCUCUUCCUAUCCAAUAAACCCCCACUUUUUGUUAAGCAACCCCUCCUUACUAUGCGUAUAAAAGUUACAAUGUAUUUAAUUUUUCUUUCUCUUUAAAGUUUUAGUUAUUUAGAAGAGUAUGAUGUACAGUUGAGAAAGUAGAUAGGUAUAUGUGUGGGGAGUCUCCUUAAGCACAUUUUUCAUCUUUUUAAAUUGUCUGGAAAAUAUCCAAAUGUCCCUCUCUUAGAUAUAAAAAAAUCACAUUUUGCUGGCACAGAAGAUGUCCUCUUGUAAAUUUUGUGGCUCUACUCAUAAGUGUUGCACUUGAUUAUUUUUAAAGCUGAGAUUAAUUAAAACAGCCAGUCAAAAUUUGCAGCUGUCUUCUUUUUUCCUGGCAUUUGUCAUUUAAUGAGGGACAAAGACCCACAAAGUUGUGGUGACCCUUUACUUCCUAUCCAACCAGUCAUUUCAUUAAGUGCUUUGAGUUACUUUUACUUCAGUGGAACUAAUCUUAAGAUAUAAAAAAUAUUGGGUUUUGCAGAAUUGAGACCAGAGUCUGCAGCACUUUGCAGAAUGCAGAAAAGUCCACCAAAAUCUUUCUCCAUGGUGGGUUCUGCUGCAGGUACUGUAGCUUCAGUUAGAAUCAAAACUUCUAUGACAAAUAGAUUUUAACUCCAUACACAUUGAUAAAACCCCCUUUCUUUUAAAGCUUCUACUUAGAUUCCUCUUCCAAAUAUUUCAUUUCUCUCCCUGAACAUCCUCAUGUUUUGAGACUGGGCAGAAAUAAAUUUUUUGCAGCUGCAUAAAAAUCUGUCACUGGUGCUGCAAUAUUUUCUGGGAAACAUUCAUAAAAAAACCCCAUCUUAUUAACUUAAUGUAGAAAAUACUUCCACUCUGCAUAAGGAAUAGAUAUUUUACAGUAAACACAGUCAAAUACCCAACAAGACUAGCAGUCUUGUCGUACAUUUACAAAUUUUCCAUUCACAAGUGCAUGCAAGCACACGUAUUUACUAUAAAACAGAUUUGAUGGGACCAUGAACUGCUUGUAGCUGGGCCAAUGUGGCCUGAUACUACAUUUGCAGCUAUACUUGAUAAACAUUUCCUAUAUACACAUACUAUUACAGGCAUGCCAAGUUCCUUCUUCUUCUUUCACUUUGGCAGGUGUAGGUCAGGAACAACGACGCUGAAGCCGAGGAAGGACACUGAUGAAAAAAUGAAUCACAAAUGUGUGCUUACACAACCUCAAGCUUUGGCUGUUCAUGCCAGCUGUGAGGCCCUUGCUUCACUGGACAUGUGGGCACGGCAGUGUUUUUACACUGAACAUGCAGGAGAGCCUGACAAUGUGGUGGCUUUGUCACCAGAGGUGAAUGCUGUGUAGGAAUGCCCACAGACUGGUGCAUGCAUCCACACCAGGGAAAACACGUUACUAGUACAUGCCAUGCCCCCAAAAUGAGCAGCGUGAACUACAGACCCAAAGGUGAUCAUCUCUAUUCCCACAUUAGAACUCAGUUACCUUAAGGGACUUUAUUGAUUCCCUCUACUCCUGCAUUAUAACUCAGCUGAGAGGUUAUUGCUUGUUACCUUCCAGCCCAAGAGGCUAAGCCAGGGGUGGGCACAAGGAAUCCCUGGCCACUUUCAUGCCCCAGCCAAGGUCUUGUCAUCAAUGCCUGCUACACAUUCAGUUUCAAUUCUCCUGGCAAUAAGGUGUUACCAAAUGUUUUGCAUAGGAAUGAUCUGAAGAGGACUUUCCAGGGGUUACAUGGAAUGAGUUUCCUUUAAUUUUAACCUUUCUUUAAUUUUAACCUUUCUUUAAGUACAGUUGGAAUGGGUUCAUUUUUCAUAGCUGGCAGGGUUACAUUCAGCUGUUCUUACCCUUUUCCAAUUUUGAUUGAUGCCAAAUGAGAGGGUACAAAGUAAUUUCUGAGCCCUGCUGCAAUGUCCUGUGUGAGAUCAGACAUUGGCUGUACAGAAUUGUUCUGCUUUUAUUGCUCUUAGACCUCUUUCCUGUUCUUCUUAGGUUUAGGUCGCUAUAUACCCCAUGUCAUAAUUUUUUCCACCCUUCUUUUUAAGAUCCCCCCAGUUAUACAGGGGAGGGGAACAGCAGCUCACUCAGGUGGUUUUGUUUCUUUGCUUUUGCCAAAAAGCAACACUGAUGAAGCCACGUGCAUGAACCGUGUAAACAAGCACAGCUCCAGCGGAGUUCAAGUGUGCCUCAAACACAGCUUUGAGAGGUGAUUUCAGAUUCCUGGGUAGGUUUGCUACCUUCACCACAUCUCUGUGCACACACACACGUCUGUGACCCUGUGUCUCUCCUCCUGUCCACAUGCACAUGCCCUCUCUACGGCUUUGUGUAUCAUUAAUAUUUUAUAUACAUUUGUAUGUGUAUAUAUGUCUAAAAUGGUUGGUAUGACAUGAUGAUGCACUGUCACUCACAGUGGGUUUGUUUCCUGGCUCUGGAGUUUUCUUAUUUAUACUAUAACAGAAUAUGUUGAUGUUGUAUAAUAAACAGUACAGUAGUAUAAGUAAGUAGAUUAAGACACAGUGUAUCAGGGCAUAGUCUAAAGGCGGAGCAAAUGGAUUCUCUGUUCACUAAAGGGCUUUUUUAGUUUUGCUUUUUUCCAGUGUUUUUCUCUUUUGCACAAAAUCAUCUUCAAUUUGUUCAGGAACAAGUGGUUCAGUAAUUUUAUUUAUAAACAUAUGCAAGGAUGGCGUAAAAAUAGGAUGUUGUGUCUGUGUACAUUGAAACAAACUGUGCCCUCAGAAAAGUUUAGUGAAUUCUUCUUUUUUUUCUCAUUUUUUGCUAUGGUGCAAUACCCUGAUAUGGCUUAGUUGACCUUUAAAAGGAGUAAAUAUGUGAGUGGUUUUAAGUUUAUAUCUGUUUUAAAAAAGUAAAAAAUAAUUGCUUCCCAUUCUUCCCCAGGCACUGCCUUUUCUAAUAGAAAAAGUUGUAUUUACACCUUUUUUUUUUGCUGUGGUUUUAUAUUGUAACUUCAUUUUCUUUGAAAAUAUUGUAUUUAAAAAAAAAGCGAUUUCAUAAAAAUUGGAAAUAUUAUUAAA